AUGGAGAAUUCGCCUAAAUUACAAGAAAACCAAAGCCCAUUUCUAGUUCCAUCCCCGAUCAGUCAUAGUUCGAACAGUUCUAGCAGUGGCACCACCCACAUAAAUGGCCUCCACCACCCAUCUCCUCUGGCUUCACAGCCGUCUCAACCACCCAUAACCAGAUCGGAACUAAACAGCCAGCAUCCGACCACCUUUGUCCAGGCGGACACAUCCUCGUUUAAGCAAGUGGUUCAAAUGCUCACCGGAUCGACCGAGACGGUCCGUCACUCCUCCCGACCUGAGCCGGUGAAGAACCCGAUUCCUCCCAUGAAGACUGGGCUGAAGAGGGAUAAGUCAACCUCUAAACUGUACGAGCGAAGAAACAGUCUCAAGGACUUUAAGAUCAGCCCUCUUGGACCUGGACUGGUCAACACAAGACCUAGAUUCUUCUCUGGGUAUUCGGGUUCGCCCCGAAUGGGAACUGCAGAAGUUAUAUCUCCCAGUAUUCUUGACUUCCCGUCUCUGGUGCUCAGCCCGGUUACACCUCUGAUACCCGACCCUUUCAACCGGUCACCGAACGAUGGAGUGAGCUCGUCAGCAGAAGACAAGGCAAUUAAAGAAAAUGGAUUUUACUUGCACCCAUCGCCGGCGAAUACUCCGAGGGAUUCGGAGCCCCGACUAUUACCAUUAUUUCCGGUCACCUCACCGAAAGUAGCAGGUGCAGCAGAUUCUUGA
Fraxinus pennsylvanica is the source of this 714-nucleotide messenger RNA. The record is from the annotation of a GenBank genome assembly. NCBI's taxonomy places the organism in Eukaryota, Viridiplantae, Streptophyta, Magnoliopsida, Lamiales, Oleaceae.